UGCUUGUACUGUUUGUUCGGAUCGGGAGAUAUCAACACAGGGGGAAGGAAACGCGACACACAGAUGACUGUAGGAGCAGGGAGGAGCCGACGCUGAACCAGAGAGCACGACAGGACUCACACUCGAGCUUAUUCACCGUUAGCUCUGUAUCCAAGUUCCCUCCGCCAGUGAGGAACAGUUUUAUCUUCUCAGAGGCAAGAUACAGCAGGCAAGACAGUUUCUGGACGCUUCAGGCACAAAGAUGAAUUCACUGAGUAAAUCUUCCAAAUGGCCGUCUUAUGACUCGCUUCCCUCCACCUCAAGCUUCCCCCCCAGCGAGAGCGAGCACACCGAGGACGAGGCAGACGUCUUCUCCGAGGGAGAGGGGGACGGCGAUUUAAAAAGCCCUCUGCACUCAAAGUUUGAUGCCGAUCAGUGUGAGCUGUACCCCGACGAAGCCAAACAUUUGUCUCCCGAACCCGUCGCAUUUGGAUCGUCCACAGCGACGCCGGGAGACUUGACCUUUGCUAAGAAAUGUGCCGAUUUGCACAGGUAUACCCAGCCAUUGCUUGGGCUUCUACAGGGACUAAAGACUGGAAGGUUUGACAAAGGAUUAACCAGCUUCCAGCAGAGUGUUGCCAUAGACCGAUUACAGCGAAUUCUUGGAAUCCUACAGAAACCGGAAAUGGGGGAGAAAUACCUCCAGAAUCUGCUCCAAAUAGAGAUGCUGCUGAAAAUGUGGCUCCCUCAGGAGUCGUUCAAGUCCGUGGACAAAACCGAGCAGGCCGGCACUCCCACACUCACCUCACACUGGAGGCAAAGUCAACUCCACAUCCCAGUCAAGAAAAGAAAACUGAGCUGGUCAGACGCCGACGCCGCCGACAGCGUCCCGGCUAAGCAGAACCACCGUCAACGCAGAGAACGCGAGAGCUGCCGCGCUGCCACAGAACUGGACGCGGCUCCCACACGUCUUCCUCUGUCGCCUGAAAAUCUGAGCGCGCUGGAGGAGAAAACGACCCCGGUGGCGACGCACAACAGUCCAGAAAGACAACGGCUGACAGAAAGGACCGGCUGCUUAAGCAGGUCUUAUUUAUGUAGCAGGGGAGAAAAUGAGAAGCUUACUGAGGUGUUUCUGCCCUCGCCGUGCGGCAGCCCAGCUACGCAGGACUGCUCGGUGUCGUCAAGCGACAGCUUUACUACGACGGACUCACCUUAACUGGCUGCGGCUGACCUUGCUAUCACAUGGAGGUACGUCAGCUGGCGUAAUGACAGAGGGCGGAUCCGAUUACAUAAGCAUAAGGUCUGGCAUGGGGCCAGUCUGCGACGCCUGCAGGGCAUUAAACCAGAGUAGGUGGAGGCCGAUACUUGUUAACCCCCAAAUCUCUGGGUUUCUUUUUCUAACGUGGCCGUUUUUUAUAAUAUUUUUUAUCAGGAGCUAUUGUUUGCAGGAAGGUGAUGUUUUUGUGUAAAAAAACCAAGUUGAAGGAGCUUUGAAAUAUUUUAUAUUUCUUCUGUGUUAAAGCAAUUUUUACUGUUUUUUGUAUUUUUUUUUUUACAUAAUGUAUGGCAACCUGAAAGGUUGCAGCACAGCAUUUUUAAAAUAAUACUAAUAAUGAUUUUUAUAAUUAUUAUUUUUUAUAUAUUAUUAGGAGCUAUGGUUUGUAUGAAGAUGUUUUUUUUGUUAGCUUAGAAAUAUUUGCUAUUUCUUGUGCACUAAAGCAGUUUUUUCACUGUUUUGUACUUUUUUACACAUUGUAAGGCAGCCCAAAAAGUAGUAGCAAAGCAUUUCAAUGACAAUAAUAAUGAUAUUUAUCUUUAUUAUUAUUAUUGUUUGUACUAGUAGUAGUGUUAAACAGAGAGGAUAACAUUUGUGACAUGCAGAACAUGCAUUUAAAUGUCCUUAACACUAUACUGCAGUAAUUUAAAAAGCCUUAUUGCUGAAUUCUUGCAAUUUAGGUAGUAAAUAUAUUAGUUGCAGCUUCCUGUAAUUUGGAAAAUAAACUUUUUUAGUCAUAUUAAGAACACAUUUAUAAGAAAAAAAGGCACUCUUUGAGCACAUUGCCUCCAAAAGCCUAUUUUGCUGACUUUUGUAUGUGGUGGUAGUGGUGAUGUUUUUGUUUUAAGUGACUUGGGGGCACUCCAAAACUGAAAAGGCUCUUCCUUUUGCCCGUUUUCUGCUUCCGACUUCCAUUAAAUUCAUCUCUGGUAGAUCUUGUCAUCUUGCUGAUUUACAUCAUCUCACAUUUCCCGCUCCAUUUUCACCCCAACAAUUUUUACAGACGAAGCCCAAAAUAGCGGCGCUUCUGCCAAGAUGUGCCAAACAGAGACAUCGCAUUUCCAUAUCGUAAACGGCUCACAGUGAUGUCACAAAUAUUAAAUAUUUCACAUCUUCCGAUCUUAACCUAUGGUGGAAAGGUUUAGCGUAAAAAAAAAACACUAGUUGAGCAAAAAAUACUUAUCUGUAAUCGAUUCUGCAUGUAUAUCGCGCUCUUUACGUAGCGAGUGCGCCACUCUUUUGCUUUUGUUGAAAAGAUGUUGCAGUGGAAAUUUGUAGCGCACUGUGAGACUGAAACAACCUAAUAUAUUUAAGCCUGUUUGCAUCUGAAUUCAUGUUUGCACUUUGGAUGAAAAUGAGGAAAUGUUACACACCUGUGGACAUCGGAGAAGUUGUGAUAUUAUUUAUAAAAGCAUUACUUGACUGUUUUUAAUUCCAUCGGCUGGUUUGUGUUGUGCCUCAGAGGUACUUGAACUACAGACCUGUGGCACUGUGCAGGGAAGCAUUUGAAGAAUAAAUGUGUAAUAUAUCCUAAAGCCAAGCAAUUUUAACAUAAUUUAAACAGAUUCGUCACACUGACAUCCUUUCGUGAAAUUGGCAACACUGUUAAGCGCACUAACAAAUGUGGUGAAGACGAAAGAAACUGAACCAUUUCCAUUCCUGAACUCGUGGUGUUAUUAUCUUUUUGAUAACAUUUUUGGUUUUGUACAUCCAUGCUUGUUAAUGGGGUUUCAUUCAUGUUGAAUGACGUCUUAUCUCUGAUGGUUUGUCAUCAGUCAGCCUUGCAUAUAAACACACAAGUAACAAUGUAUUUGCCUGCCUUUUGAUUAUACAGCAAAGAGUCAUCAUUUCAUAACUGAAUAAUAAUUAAAAAAAAUAAAUAAAUCAUGUCACUGCGAACCAAAUGUGCUUCUUGUGCGGGUGUUUCUCAGGCUUUUAUCGUUUUUGGAUAACUCAGUGUUAGUACUUGUAGAGAGAGAAAGCACAUGACAGAACAAUACAUGUACAAUAAAGCCUAGUGAUGCUUUAUGUUUUUAAACUGUAUCAUACGAUUGUAUAUUUAUCUAUUUGUGAAAUCAGACUAAAGCGCUCAUUUUGCAGUUUGGAUGUUUAAAAAAAAAGAAGUCACAAGUUAUUUGUUUUUGUUCAAGGCCAUUUCUUUGUUUCUUAUAAAUCAUAAUGUCCUUACUGGUGACUUGCUCGAUAAAAGCAUAUUUUUAUAUAUUAAAAGACUGAAAUGAUUUAUCAAAUCA
Fundulus heteroclitus (mummichog) is the source of this 3507-nucleotide messenger RNA. RefSeq names its product circadian associated repressor of transcription a (gene ciarta). Gene Ontology annotation, cellular component: nucleus. Gene Ontology annotation, biological process: circadian regulation of gene expression; negative regulation of DNA-templated transcription. Bases 242 to 1195 code for a protein of 317 amino acids. Gene Ontology annotation, molecular function: RNA polymerase II cis-regulatory region sequence-specific DNA binding. The transcript has 6 exons. The record is from RefSeq and is a predicted model, not a curated record. NCBI's taxonomy places the organism in Eukaryota, Metazoa, Chordata, Actinopteri, Cyprinodontiformes, Fundulidae.